This is a messenger RNA of Penicillium concentricum, 324 nucleotides long. RefSeq lists its product as uncharacterized. The transcript has 3 exons. The record is from RefSeq and is a predicted model, not a curated record. NCBI's taxonomy places the organism in Eukaryota, Fungi, Ascomycota, Eurotiomycetes, Eurotiales, Aspergillaceae. Bases 1 to 324 code for a protein of 107 amino acids.
AUGCCCGUUGGCACAAAGAUCUUUCUCCCUUUGCGCGGACGCAUCGGUAUUCGGUCCUUCUCAUCGUCCCGCGCCCGUUGGGAGGCCGCCGCGCCACUACCAUCAAGCAAGCCUGUCGGAGCUUUCCGAGGAGGUGUCUUUGGGUUCCUGACUGGAUCUGUCGCCGCUGGCGCGUCGGUGUACUAUUACAUCCUAGCAGAGUACCGAGUGGCCAAUGAGAUGCUGUCUGAUGACAUUUCGGCACUUCAAAAGGCUACCAUCAAGCUCCAGUCAUACAUUACAGAACUGGAAUCCAGAGUUGAUCAGCUGCACAAGAAGAAAUAG